Molecule: messenger RNA, 1970 nt
Organism: Tilletiaria anomala UBC 951
Lineage: Eukaryota; Fungi; Basidiomycota; Exobasidiomycetes; Georgefischeriales; Tilletiariaceae
Product: TRAUB-domain-containing protein
Exons: 2
Coding region: 176-1909 (577 amino acids)
Biological process (GO): maturation of SSU-rRNA from tricistronic rRNA transcript (SSU-rRNA, 5.8S rRNA, LSU-rRNA)
Cellular component (GO): nucleolus; nucleus
Source: RefSeq, a predicted model, not a curated record
UGCAUGAUACUGAGGGCAGCUGUCAGCUGGCUACAUGGUGUAUCGGUAAAUGACCGUCAACCGUGACUGAUAAAGACAAGUAGCCUGCGAUCCUCACGCGAAACACUGAAGCGGAGUAUUUUCGAACCGACAGAGUGCGCCGGCUGCCUCUUGUUUUCGUCAUCGGCCGCCCACUAUGGCCAAGAUCAUCGAGGACGACAGGUCCGAUGCGGGGUCCUCCACCUCGCAAGAUUCCUUCGACUCUGCGCACUCACACACAUCCCCGGCUACAGAGGGCACAAGCAGCAAGCAGCAGGCGCAUAAAGCCGAGCUUGAAUCGAUCCGCGCAGCUUACGACGUGGCUGCAGCACCGUCGACCUUGAGGAAGGAAGCGGACACCCUCGAGCGCGAUGCAGCUGUUCGCGCAAAGUACAAAGGUGUCAAGGCCACUCGUGCGGAGAUAUUUGGCGUUACAGAUGGGCCGAGUGGCGAAGAUAUCGAAUCAGGCGCAGAAGAAGACACAGGCGACUCGGAAGAAGACGAAAGCGACUCAGAUAGAGGAGAUGAUGAGAUGGAUUCUCAAGAAGGGAGCGAAGGCGAUGGGCUCGAAGGGCCAGAAUACGAAGAUGAGGAUGAAGAAUUAGAUGGACCCGAGGACGAAGAUGAGGAUGAUGACAAUGAAGAAGAUGACGACAAUGAAGCGAGUGAAGAGGACGAUGAUGACCUCUUAGAAGACGCGUCACACCUCAAGUCGUCCGUCGGUAUCACGCUCGCAGACCAAGCCGCAGAGCAAGGUCGACUGUUGUCUUCACUGGCAGCACGGAAGACGCAGGAUGCGCAAAAGGGGCGUGCAGUCCGCAAGCAACGUGAGCUGUACGAGGCUGCGCUUGACUUGCGUAUCAGGGCGCAAAAAGUGGUUGCAGCGUUAGGCAGCGUUGACCGCGCAGUCUUUGAUGCACUGCAAGACAUGGCUGAGGACCAUUCUUCCUGCUCGAAGCAAAAUCUUUACGAGCUGGGCGACAAGUUACUCGACCUCUCCUCCGACCUCUUCUGCUUGCGAACACAUCUUCUCCAGCAGAACCAUCCCUCCCUAGAGGACUCCGAGCCGUUGGCGGAGCAGGCCGGAAAAUGGUCCGGCGGAAGGAAGCGCAAGGCGUCAUCGCUAGAUGCUCUCGGUGCAGAAGCGAGCUCGCACAUCUUCAGUCUCACCAAGCUAGAGUCUGCUAUCGUCUGGCCCCUUUCCACCUCUGUCCUCUCGCGCUGGUCUUCGCAAGUCAAUGUCGGGCAGACCGACGGCUCGGGAGCGAACAAAUUCAACAGCAAGAAUGUCAGUGGUAUGCAGCUCAAGGCGGUCAACCAGAGUCCUGUGGCGCAGAUUGAGACCUCAAUGCGCGGCGAUGCGCUUGAUAGGCUCAAGGAGCGCACACGGACUUGGAGGGGAGGCAAACGGGUCAAACUGGUGUCUGAUGAGGGAGCUGACGGGGACGCCGACGAAGCCAACGGCACCAGAGAUGCGGAGGAUAUUUUCGACGACUCAGAUUUCUACCACUCGCUCCUGCGCGAGCUCAUUGAAUCACGCGGCGCCUCAUCCUCCGCCGCUUCCACUUCGCUACUUUCUGGCGGCGACGCCUCUGGCGACCCAUUGUUGCCGUUCGCAGCGCUGUCCAAGAACAAGGUCAAAAAGCAGGUUGAUACCAAGGCGAGCAAGGGGCGUAAGCUGCGCUACGAGGUGCAUGAGAAGAUCCAGAACUUCAUGCCCCCGAUCUCGACGCGUGUCACCUGGUCCGACGAACAGAUGAGCCGACUCUUUGCGCAGCUCGGCGGCAAGAUGGAAGAAGAUGCCGAACAGGAGACGGAUGAGGAGCCUCCGACGGUGCUGGCGAGUGGAGCGGGGCAAGUGGAGCUCAAUGGGUUGCGUCUGUUUGGAUGACGAUCGCAUUUGCAAUGCCGUAUAGCCAUAUCACCCGCAAAUAUACAGUCCAAAUGGUGUG